This is a messenger RNA of Lolium rigidum, 2239 nucleotides long. RefSeq names its product probable arabinosyltransferase ARAD1. Gene Ontology annotation, molecular function: glycosyltransferase activity. The coding region runs from base 295 to 1806 and encodes 503 amino acids. The transcript has 3 exons. NCBI's taxonomy places the organism in Eukaryota, Viridiplantae, Streptophyta, Magnoliopsida, Poales, Poaceae. The record is from RefSeq and is a predicted model, not a curated record.
CCGGUUUUUCUGCUGCGUCCAGCUGAAAUCUCCAAAACAGAACAACGAAAAAAACAGAUCGCCGUGCAUGCAUCAGAGAUGAGAUGAAACAUUCAUGGCCAGGAAACAAUGAUCCUGACAUCACGGGUUAUUCUUCAGACGAUUAUGUGGAUCGACUGAAUCAGCAGUCGCCAGGUGAUUCUUGAGAAUCUUUAGUGAGAUCGAGUUUCUCUGGUUCAUUCGUGGAUGAUUUAACCGUAUUCUGGCGGUAAAACUCUGGCCUGCCUUCCUUCCUUCGGCGUGCUAUUCCCUUGGAUGGUGGUGGAGAGGAAGAUGCAGCCUUUGCCCCCACCGGAGCACAGGAGGGUGUUCCGCUUCGUCACCUUCCUGGCCCUCAUCCUUCUGGCCUUCUCCUGCUGGGCUCUCGUCAACUCCCGGAUCAACAAUGCAAUCCUGAUAGCCGACGCCAACAAGACGCCAUUGCUCGCCGGUGAUGAGGAUAACAGACCGCAUAACAAUGACGGUGACCAUCAGACGUCCAUCCCGGCAUCUGUGCCGGUCAACAGUGAUCCGACGGUGAGUGCUGUCAGGAUGAGCGGUCCGAUGGUCCGAGAGACGCCGUUGGCCGCAGCGGGAGGAGGAGAAGGGAGCGAGGGAUCAUGCGACGCGGAGAGCGCGCAGCUCAGGGUUUACAUGUACGACCUGCCCCCGGAGUUCCACUUCGGCAUGCUCGGGUGGGACGGGAAGACGGCGUGGCCAGACGUCCGGGACGCCCGCGCCGUGCCGCACUACCCCGGCGGGCUGAAUCUGCAGCACAGCGUCGCGUACUGGCUCACGCUUGACAUACUGUCCUCCACCCUGCCCGGCAAUCUGAGCAGCAGCAGGCCGUGCGUCGCCGUCAGGGUGACUAACGCCAGCCUCGCCGACGUCUUCUUCGUGCCCUUCUUCGCGUCGCUGAGCUACAACCGGCACUCAAAGCUCCGGGGAAGGGAGAGGGUGAGCAUGAACAGGGUCCUGCAGGCCGAGCUGGUGAAGUACCUGAUGCGGCAGGAGGAAUGGAGGAGGUGGGGCGGCAAGGACCACCUCGUCGUCCCGCACCACCCCAACAGCAUGAUGCAGGCCAGGAAGAAGCUCAGCGCCGCCAUGUACGUACUCUCCGACUUCGGGAGGUACCCGCCGGACGUCGCGAACCUGAAGAAGGACAUCAUCGCUCCGUACAAGCACGUGGUUCGGUCUCUCGGAGACCACGACUCGCCGGCGUUCCACCAACGGCCACUCCUGGCUUACUUCCAAGGCGCAAUUCACAGGAAAGAUGGUGGGAAGGUUCGUCAGAAGCUGUACCAGCUUCUCAAGGACGAGAGAGACGUCCACUUCACCUACGGCAGCGUCCGGCAGAACGGGAUUAGGCGCGCCACCAAGGGCAUGGCCUCCUCCAAGUUCUGCCUCAACAUCGCCGGCGACACCCCUUCCUCCAACCGCCUCUUCGAUGCCAUCGUCAGCCACUGCGUCCCCGUCAUAAUCAGCGACGACAUCGAGCUCCCCUUCGAGGACGUCCUCGACUACUCCGAGUUCUGCGUCUUCGUCCGCGCCUCCGACGCCGUCAGGAAGGGAUUCCUGCUGCGCGUGCUCCGAGAUGUAACUCGGGACCAGUGGAACGCCAUGUCCAGAAGGCUCAAGGAGGUGGCUCAUCACUUCGAGUAUCAGUACCCUUCGCGGCCAGAUGACGCUGUUCAGAUGAUCUGGGGAGCCGUGGCUCGCAAGAUGCAUUCUCUCAAGCUGCAGCUUCACAAAAGCGGUAGGUUUCAAAGAACACAUUCAGAAUCAUGAAUGAAGUACUCUAGCUAUUCAGAGCUACCUUGUGAUACUGUUCAUGAAGAUGCAUUCUCUCAAGCUGCAGCUUCACAAGAGCGGUAGGUUUCACAUAUCGCAUUCAGAAUCAUGAAGUUCUAGAUUUUCAGAGCUGCCAUGCAAUUCUGAUCCUAAGGCAGAGUUAGCAAAGCCUCAUCAUUAGCUAAAUAACACGCUUUGACCCGUGUGGGUGGUAGGGUUUUAUGUUCAUUUUGCAAUCCAAGUUCCAAAGAAAUGUGCUACUGAUCUUUUGAGUUUAUAUAAGUGUGGUGGGUUUAGCGUGAAAAGAAAAAAGCAAUGACAGGUGAGUAGUUGCCAAGGUUUUGGCUAAUUAUAAUGUUUCAGUUCUUUUAGAGGUGCUUUUCUAGCUCUUUUGUAUUCGAAGAGAGGAACAGUGUUUAUAUAAGUGUUG